AGUAUUUUAAAAUAAGUUUUAAAUAAAACAUGCGAAAUAUUUAAAAUUGUAGAAAAAGUUAUUUAAGGAUUUGUUUGUGUCGAAAUUUAAUAAGUCUGUGGUAUUAAAUUAUAAGAGUGGAUUGAUUUUUUUUUACUUCUAAAGGAUCUUGGGGAAACGAAGUGGUUGAAUAAAAUACAAAAUGAGUGAUGAGGAAUUAGAGAAAGCUAUUUUGGACCUAUCUAAAAAACAACUCAAAAAAGUGCCAAAGGACGAGAACGCACACAAUGUGCGUGUCUUAAUUUUAGAUGAAAAUGAGCUGCAGAAAAUUGAUAAUAUCGAUUCUUAUUUAAAAAUUGAAAAUCUUUCAUUAAGCAAAAAUCAGCUACUACGUAUGUACGGUGUUUGCCGUCUGCAUUGCUUGCGCGAACUGAAUCUAUCGUUCAAUGGCAUUCUAUCAAUAGAGGGCUUAAAGGAUUGUAUACAUCUACGACAAUUGAAUCUCGAGGGCAACAACAUAAAAACCAUCGAACAUUUAAACUCUAAUGUUAAGCUAGAACAUUUAAAUUUGGCUGAAAACAGCAUCGGUAGCAUUUCAGAUAUAUCGCAUCUCAAAUGUUUGAAGGAGCUGCAUUUAUAUGGUAAUCGUUUAACUCAUUUGCGUCAAUGUGAUAAGCACCUGCCCCAAUCGUUGGAGAUAUUGACAUUAGCAAAAAAUAAUAUAAACGAUUUAAAUGAAAUAUGCACAUUGUCAAAUUUAACACACUUGCAGAGCAUAACAAUCAGUGAAAAUCCUUGUCUCACUAUGACCGCGGGCGCUGAUGGUUUCGAUCAUAGACCGUUUGUUUUGAACUGGAUCAUGAGCCUAAAAGUAAUAGAUGGUUUUCUUGUGGAUCCAAUUGAGAGUUUGAAAGCAGAGUGGCUUUACAGUCAAGGACGUGGGCGACAAUUUCGUCUUGGUGAGCAGGCUUCACUAGCAAAAUAUUUAAGUACUGUUUGUCCGCUAAUCGGAAAGGCAUUAGAGAACGAAAAUGAACGUAAACUCCGAUUGAUCUUAAGUAAAGCACAACAGCAUCAGCGACAGUUGCAAGAAGAAAUAUCAGAAAAUUCGAAUACAUCUGGAAAUAAUUCACCAUCGUCUGGACGAAAAAAAGGAGGCAGUCGAAUACAAUCACCUAGAUUUUCAAGAUUAACUGGACGACAAAGUUCCCCUGAGUCAAUGAUAAGUAGCUAUCAUGGUAAUACAUCGAAUGAUCAAAUGACUUCAAACCAUUAUGUAAACAUGACCACAUCGUUGAUUGAGAAUAUUAAGAACGAUUCAGUUACUUCAGGCUUUGAAGGCAACAUGUCAAGUAGUUCUAUUAGUAACACAAACCAUGUCAAUUCCAAAGCAAAUAGUUCACAUGAAUCUUCGCCUCGUACUUCAACUCCAAAUCCUUAUCAUGAACUCUCGUUUAACAAUCAAAUAGGUGGACCAUUGGCCGCAGCAUCUAAAAUGGUGCCAGUUCCGGAAACACUAAUGAGUCCAGAUGUUUGUCCGGUAUCUGUAGCGCAACGUGUAACGGUUUCUGCUAUUAGUUCCCAAAUACAAAACUCUAAAAUAAAUAAAAACAAAGAAAACAAAUUAAAUUCGCCGAAAAUGCGUAGUCCACACUUGAAACGGAAUUCUGAUCGUAGUAUGAUUAUAAGUCCUCGCAAAAUUAAUAAUAAUAACAAUCAACAACAACACAAUUCAGGCGUGAACAAGUGUACCUACUCACAAACCAAUACCAAAUCCCGGCUAAUAAGUAAUAUACACGUAUUAGCACCCGAUAAUGCGUCAAGCACUGUGAGUUCCGAUGAUGACAGCGAACACAUAAAUGUUGAUAAGUUAAGAACAAUAAGAAACAAAGCUGCGCAAAGGUGCCAGGAACAAAAGUCACAAUCGGAUAGUUCAAAUAUAAGUACAGUUAAUACCGAAUAUUCCGCUGUAAUUAUACAAAAAACUUGGCGAGGUUAUCACACGAGAAAAAAAACUAAGGAUUUGGCUGAGAAACUACUGAAAAAAAGAACGUACGAGUAUAUCGAUAAACUAACCAAAGAUAUGGAAAUGACGAAAGCACAGCUUGAAAAUGAGCGCAAAAUCCAACAGCUCCAAAUGCAAGCAAUUAACGCUUUAUGGAAAAAAGUAUCUACAAUGCAGAUAUCGGAUACCGGAAGUUUGAUUAGCAACGAUGGUACAGCAGUUACUUCUGAAAACAGCAAACCAUUAAGUUUAGAUGACUCGUCCGCAGCAGCAGUUCAAGACCUUGCAAGAACAUGUGCUGUUUUAACUAAUCAGGUACAACAACUACAAGGAUCGAUGCGUGAUAUACUGAACUGUCUAGCAAUAUUUUGUAAUUUGCCGAGAGAAAAUGUACAGAAACUACUAUCGGCCAGUAUAAAUAAUGCAUUGUCUGAUUGUUGUGGUUCGGCUGGAACGCAAACCGAAAUAACUGCUGUUCAUACGCCUCAAACAGAAAAUCAAAGUGCUUUUCCAUUCUACAAAAUGCGGCCUUCUUCAUUACCACUCGAAAUGCAGAAACAUAACAAUAGCUUUAUAAAUACUGAAACCCAUUUGCUGAAUAAAACUACAGAGCCACACUUGAGUGAGACCGAAAAUGAGAUGAUCGAUAGCGAAGAUGCACAAAGCACCGAUAGAACUUACUAUGCAAUAUCAGAUACCACAGAAAUACAUGAAUCACUUGCUUAAACUAAAAUUCUAAACUAGGCUUACUUUGGGUUUUAUCAAAAUUUUUCGCUGAACUACGAUAAAAAUUUGAAAACUUUUAUUAUACAAUCGCAUUUAUAUUUAACUUAUAAUGUAUAUAUUUUUUAUUGAUCUCUCCGAAAUUGUUUUAUUGACUUGUUUACGAUAGGAUUAGGUAGGUUUUUAUUAACUACAAUAUAAAGCACGUUAUGAGCUAAAA
Molecule: messenger RNA, 2927 nt
Organism: Teleopsis dalmanni
Lineage: Eukaryota; Metazoa; Arthropoda; Insecta; Diptera; Diopsidae
Gene: Cep97
Product: centrosomal protein of 97 kDa
Exons: 13
Coding region: 182-2710 (842 amino acids)
Molecular function (GO): protein binding
Source: RefSeq, a predicted model, not a curated record